Molecule: messenger RNA, 942 nt
Organism: Cadophora gregata
Lineage: Eukaryota; Fungi; Ascomycota; Leotiomycetes; Helotiales; Ploettnerulaceae
Exons: 1
Coding region: 1-942 (313 amino acids)
Molecular function (GO): hydrolase activity
Source: RefSeq, a predicted model, not a curated record
AUGGCAGAACUCCAAUCCUCACUGACACGAUACGCGAAGAAACCUCUCUUUCAACGAUUACAGUACUUCCUCCGAAUUCAUGCCUUCAGGACUUUUACCAGAAUAUAUUUUCGGGUGAUCAACUUGCCUGUCAUCCGCGAUAAUUCAAUCCUACCUACCUUCACGAAAGUAUAUCCUUGCCGACCAACCCUCACAAAUCGCGUCUUUAUACCAAAAUCAUACAAGCCCGACGAUGCCCUUCUACCUCUCUACCUCGAUAUCCACGGUGGCGGUUUUGCUCUGAUGGACCCCUGGAGCGACGACAAGUUCUGUUCCGAGUUUGCCAACAAGAACAAAGUCUUGGUUGUUUCUUUAGAUUAUCCAAAAUCGCCAGCACAUCCAUACCCCGCCGGUGUGCAAGCCGCGACGGAUAUUGUAAAAGCAAUACUGGAAGAUGAUGCACUGCCCUUCGACAGACAGAAAGUUGCGAUUGGAGGGUUCAGUGCAGGAGCGAACUUCUCACUUGCUGUCAGUCAAGACGAAGGGCUCCAGAAAAAGCUCGGAGGUGUGGUGGCAUAUUACCCUCCAGUCAAUUGGACUACUACACUUGAGCAGAAACUCGCAACAAGGCCAAAAGAUGCACCACCAGAUGUCCUACUUAGCAUGGGACCUGCGUUCGAUUGGGCCUACCUUUCCCCAGGAACGAAUCUGGCAGACCCCCAGCUCAGUGUUGCAUUUGCUCCCCGAGAUAAAUUGCCCCCGAAGGUGUACAUCAUUGGAUGCGAACUAGAUAUGCUUUGUGGGGAUUCUGAAGUCAUGGCCCAGAAAUUGGCGAAAAUUGGCACUGGUCAGAGAGUUGGCACAGAAAACGUCUGGGUUCAGAAUGGGGUGAAAUGGGAGAAAGUCUUGGGAGAAGAACAUGGCAUGUGGAGAUCUGGGGUAUGGGGAUUUUUGCUAACAUGA